Molecule: messenger RNA, 816 nt
Organism: Seminavis robusta
Lineage: Eukaryota; Bacillariophyta; Bacillariophyceae; Naviculales; Naviculaceae
Source: the annotation of a GenBank genome assembly
AUGAACGCUCAAAAGAAGAGAAAAGCCACCGACAACAAGGAAGAGGGCAAUGCCAUUCCUUCCAAGAAAAAGUCCACAGCAGCCUCCAAGAAAGAGAAUGGCGGGAAGGAAAAGGAGCGUUUUGACGGUUUUGGCUUCAAACCGCUGACUCUCAAAGAAAUUCAUGAUCGAAUAGCAGCCCUGGCAAAGCAGGUACCCCCUAUCCCCGAUGAAGGUUUCUACGUCGAGGGGACUUCUCCGCAUGAGACAUCUUCGGUAAUAGGAGAACCUCCCAACAAUCUUAAAAAAGCGUUGAUCAAGCGCUGGGCUAGCGAGUUGCAGGUGGUGUUGGAAGAGCUGGGUCUCGUGUUAUGUUGUGUUUCCACGGCCUGCUACAAGUGGGGUACCGAUCGCAGCGGGGCAUCGGACCAAAAUUUAUCGCUUCUCAAUGACGAACUCAACAGCACGCAAGAUCAAAUUGCUUCCCGAGUCACACCACGGUUGAGAAAUGUGCUGACCCCCGUUGUGGAUUUGGUAGUCGAAAAGACGGUGACGACAAAAAUAAAACAACCAAAGGAAGGAAGAAAUAAUGGAGAUGCAUCCAUCACACAGGAUGGUGUGACAGAAGACGGAUUCGUGGAAGUUAAGCGUAAUGUAUUCACAAGACAGUUGGAGGACCCUGAUUUUGUCCAUUUAUGCUAUCAAAUCCUGGCAAGAAAUGCUCCCAUGAUGCGCAAUGUGGUCCUGACCAACUUUACCAAAAUGUUGCAAUGCAUCAAGGAUUAUCUUGGGGCCCAGAACAAUGAUACGCAGCACCACCGAGAAUUUGCAUACUAA